AUGUCGGAGGAAGAUAAACCGGAGGUUGUAUUGAUUUCUGUAGCGGCGCGCAUUCCCGAAUUUUGGACGGACCAGCCGGCGUUGUGGUUUAUACAUUUCGAAGCGGCAGUGGCUCCUCAAAAGGCCAACGAUAACGCAAAGUACCAAUUACUCAUUGCUAAACUGAGCAAACAAGUUAUACAGCAAGUAGCAGCGUUCUUGGAGACACCACCUGAGGACAAGAAAUAUGAUGCUUUGAAAAAACAUCUACUAGACAUCUAUGAAGAAUCAGAGACUAAACGCAUUCAAAAACUAAUGGGCGAGAUGCAGCUCGGCGAUCAGAAACCCUCACAACUUCUCAGGCGUAUGAAAAGCUUAGCAGGAACGCGCGUAUCGUCACAGACGCUGCUAGUUUUAUGGCAGAAUCAUCUCCCGACGGCAUUGCGAACGGUGUUAGCAGCCACCACCUUGGAAGAUGCUGACAAACUCGCAGAGGUAGCAGACAAAGUGAUGGAGACGACCCGACCAAUAGAAGUGGCAGCCGUCACACAGGAGCAGCAGUCAAAUCACCUAUCUGAGGCCAUAGCAAAGCUUACUUUAGAAGUCGCAGAGCUACGACGAGGGAAGUUUAACACGCGCAGUCGCAGUAGGUCGAAUCAGCGGUACAGAGGACGCGGUUAUGGCCAAAGAAGAGAUCAAUCUGGAAGCGAAGAAAUGUAG
Amyelois transitella is the source of this 699-nucleotide messenger RNA. RefSeq lists its product as uncharacterized. NCBI's taxonomy places the organism in Eukaryota, Metazoa, Arthropoda, Insecta, Lepidoptera, Pyralidae. The coding region runs from base 1 to 699 and encodes 232 amino acids. The record is from RefSeq and is a predicted model, not a curated record. The transcript has 2 exons.